Messenger RNA from Prorocentrum cordatum, 177 nucleotides. The record is from the annotation of a GenBank genome assembly. NCBI's taxonomy places the organism in Eukaryota, Dinophyceae, Prorocentrales, Prorocentraceae.
GCGUGGUGGCAGUGCGCGGCCGACUACCCAAGCAUCAACUUCGAGCAGGUCAGCCACGCUCGCUUCCAGUUCGCCAAGAAGACCGGGAAGAAGGUCGGGGCGUCCGACGUGGCGGGCGCCCAGUCCAUUGACGCCAGAUGGAAGAAGCUCCAGAAAUUCUUGCCGAAAGAGCUGAAG